AUGUCAGAUCGCCAAGACCCUGCGAUUUCUGCUGAACUUAAGGAAUGGCUUUUCUCAACUAUCGCAGAGUCCAUUCCUAAGGCUCUGGCAGCCUACCAUGAACGUAAUCCAGAGGUACACCCCUCUACACAACAGCCCUCUGAUUCUGAGGACUCCCAUAUCUCCGACCAAGAUAACGCCCCGCGCAAGAGACCCUGGAAAGGGAAUAGCGCUACUGCGGGCAAGGGCAAAGCUCCUGCUAAGGUCGUUAAACACUCUAAUCCAUACGUUUCGCAGGAUGCUACAGACCCUCUAGAGGGUUCUACUUCACGUUUAUCUGGCCAUAUUCUAAGUGACUAUGACCCCAAUUACUCUGAUGAGGAUCCCAUGGUGAAUGUGCCCCAGGAUUCCUCAACAUCGAAGUUCGUGAAAGAAACCUUCCUAAGUCAAGAUCACAAGAGUAAGGUACCUGACUCAGACACCCUCCUGGAUGCUUCAGGCCUUCCCCUUUUUGACCCAAGGGUGAUACGCCACCCGUGCUCAGCAGAAUGGGCUCCCCCAGAUCAUAUUGCUAAUUUCUGUAAACUGUGGCUUCGCAAGCCCCUCGAAAAAGAAAUCAGAAACAAACUAAGGGCUGAAUGCCCGAGACCAACUAUCCCAGGCAAAGUUGCCUCUACUCCUGAAUUUGACCCCAUGCUGGUCACCUAUUUAACAAAAUCUGGUAAAGACCCUCGUAAGGGUAUUGAACAGGGUUUGAAAGCAACCCAAGACAAAUUAUUGGACAUUUCAGGUCCUAUCAUACAAAUAUUUAUACUCGCAGAUGAGGCACUCACCAGCGGUGAAUUAGACCCGCAUAUUAUAAGAGAAUGGGCACAGAGAGCCCUUUGCCUUCUGGGCAACGCCAAUACGGCUAUUUCAAUUGAGAGACGCAAAGCGGCACUGUACAAAAUCGAUGCAAACUAGUGGAUUUGAGCACUAAAGAACUAGGCCCAGAGGCCGAUGGUCUUCUAUUUGGUAACAGUUUCAUGCGAGACCUCUCCAAGCAUGUCUCAGUUUUUACCACACUCAAUAAAGCCCAGUCCUCCCUACGUAGGGUGUUCCGUCCCACUACUCAAAAUCGUUUUUCUGGGAGAGCUGGUCGCUCAAGGGGCCGAGCUACCAGUAGAGCAGCCUUUACAGGCUACAGGCCCCGACCCACAGAGUAUUGGUCCACGGGAUACUCACGACCCUACCACAGGCAGCUGUUCAGCACCAGAGGCUCAAUUCGAGGACGUGGCUCUGCAUCCCUGCGCGGACGCACUGCUUCAGGUAA
Pelobates cultripes (western spadefoot toad) is the source of this 1291-nucleotide messenger RNA. NCBI's taxonomy places the organism in Eukaryota, Metazoa, Chordata, Amphibia, Anura, Pelobatidae. The record is from the annotation of a GenBank genome assembly.